This is a messenger RNA of Otolemur garnettii (small-eared galago), 3307 nucleotides long. RefSeq names its product AKT serine/threonine kinase 2 (gene AKT2). Gene Ontology annotation, biological process: protein phosphorylation. The transcript has 14 exons. The record is from RefSeq and is a predicted model, not a curated record. Gene Ontology annotation, molecular function: protein serine/threonine kinase activity; ATP binding. The coding region runs from base 293 to 1738 and encodes 481 amino acids. NCBI's taxonomy places the organism in Eukaryota, Metazoa, Chordata, Mammalia, Primates, Galagidae.
UGGGAGGGGGCGGUAAGCGGGGGCUGGGGGGAGGGGGCGGGGGGGCCGCGCCGCGCGAGCCGUUGGGCCUAGCUCGGAGAAGGCGUCGCUGCCGCCGAGACCGCCGCCGUAGCUGCCACCAGGAAACACAAGGAGCGGGAAGAAGCACAGCGUGGCGAUGGGUGGGGGUAGAGCCCCGCCGGAGAGGCUGGGCGGCCGCCGGUGACAGACUGUGCUGUGACCACGGUGUCCCCUGUAUGUCCUGCUGUUCUGAGCUGUCCCAAGCUAGGUGACAGCGUGCCACGCUGCCACCAUGAAUGAAGUGUCUGUCAUCAAAGAAGGCUGGCUCCACAAGCGUGGUGAAUACAUUAAGACAUGGAGGCCCCGAUACUUCCUGCUGAAGAGUGAUGGCUCCUUCAUUGGGUAUAAGGAGAGGCCUGAGGCCCCUGACCAGACCUUACCCCCCUUAAACAACUUCUCUGUAGCAGAAUGCCAGCUCAUGAAGACCGAAAGGCCCCGGCCCAACACUUUUGUCAUACGCUGCCUGCAGUGGACCACAGUCAUCGAGAGGACCUUCCAUGUAGACUCUCCAGAUGAGAGGGAGGAAUGGAUGCAGGCCAUCCAGAUGGUCGCCAACAGCCUCAAGCAGCGGGGCCCGGGUAAGGACCCCAUGGACUACAAGUGUGGCUCCCCCAGUGACUCUUCCACAGCUGAGGAGAUGGAAGUGGCGGUCAGCAAAGCACGGGCCAAAGUGACCAUGAAUGACUUCGACUAUCUUAAACUCCUUGGCAAGGGGACCUUUGGCAAAGUCAUCCUGGUGCGAGAGAAAGCGACUGGCCGCUACUACGCUAUGAAGAUCCUGCGGAAGGAGGUUAUCAUUGCCAAGGAUGAAGUUGCUCACACGGUCACUGAGAGUCGGGUCCUCCAGAACACUAGGCAUCCGUUCCUUACUGCAUUGAAGUAUGCCUUCCAGACCCAUGACCGCCUGUGCUUCGUGAUGGAGUAUGCCAAUGGUGGUGAGCUGUUCUUCCACCUGUCACGGGAGCGUGUCUUCACUGAAGAGCGGGCCCGGUUUUAUGGCGCAGAGAUUGUCUCAGCUCUUGAGUAUUUGCACUCACGGGAUGUGGUGUACCGCGACAUCAAGCUGGAAAACCUCAUGCUGGACAAAGAUGGCCACAUCAAGAUCACUGACUUUGGCCUGUGCAAAGAGGGCAUCAGUGAUGGGGCCACCAUGAAAACCUUCUGUGGGACCCCGGAGUACCUGGCACCUGAGGUGCUGGAGGACAAUGACUACGGCCGGGCAGUGGACUGGUGGGGGCUGGGUGUGGUCAUGUACGAGAUGAUGUGCGGCCGCCUGCCCUUCUACAACCAGGACCACGAGCGCCUCUUUGAGCUCAUCCUUAUGGAGGAGAUCCGCUUCCCACGCACUCUCAGUCCUGAGGCCAAGUCUCUGCUUGCUGGGCUGCUUAAGAAGGACCCCAAGCAGAGGCUUGGUGGGGGGCCCAGCGAUGCCACGGAGGUCAUGGAGCACAGGUUCUUCCUCAGCAUCAACUGGCAGGACGUGGUACAGAAGAAGCUCCUGCCACCCUUCAAACCUCAGGUCACAUCUGAGGUAGACACAAGGUACUUCGAUGAUGAAUUCACCGCCCAGUCCAUCACAAUCACACCCCCAGACCGCUAUGACAGCCUGGGCUCACUAGAGCUGGACCAGCGGACCCACUUCCCCCAGUUCUCCUACUCGGCCAGCAUCCGUGAGUGAGCAGCCUGCCCGCCGCCAUAGGACGCACGCACGGCUGCCAUCCACUGCCUGGGUGGCUUUUUUUUUUUUAAUGUUUAAUUUUGCCUUAUUGGUUUGUGUCCCCAUCUCUUGCCGCCUCUCCCCCAUUUUCAGUUUUUCUUGUCCUCUUCCAAACUCACCUCAGCAGUCCCAGCAGCCCUUGCCUCCAGCCUCACCUUUGUGCCCAGAUUAGUAUUUGGGAGACUCUCCACCUCCUGCCACAGGACCGGGCUGUUGGGUGGAUGGAGAGAUUCAGGUUUUUAAUCAACACAAGCCCCAGGGAGGGGUGAAGCAUGAAGUGUGGAGCCGUGGGACCAGCCAUGCAGGCAGCCUGCCUACACGCUCCUGCUUCCUGAUGAAGGCUGCCUCCUGGCGGGAUGCUAUUGGACACCCAGUGGACAGUGGUGCUGCCUUCUGUGCCCUGUCUAGGCUCACAGUAGCCUGGCUUGGGGCGGUCUAACCCCCUCACCCCUCCUUGGGGGCAGAAAAGCAAUAAUGUCCAGGGACAGGCAGGGGGCCUUGGAAGCCAUGGGGUCAGGGGGUUGUGCUCCCUUGUAAAUGGAGCCAGUUCCUUGGAUCUGCAUCAUGUGGAACCAGGAAGGGGGGGAGGGGCUGGCAUUGCUCCCCCUACCCCCAAGCUGCUCUCCUGACCCUGUGGAUGAGGCAGGAGAGAGGCUAGCCUGCCCAGCCUUCAGCCCCGUGCCUUACCAGGGCUUCCUUCCAGCUGGACUUAUCUCCCGCUGGACCCUGUGCCUGGCCCAGCCCCAUUGGAGCAUGUGGGCUGGGAUCAUCCCCCAUCCCCUUCUCUCUGCCUAGGGGCAGAGGGGCACCAGCCCUGGCUGUUACACAUCUUGCACCGAGACAGUAUUGGACCCCAUGGACUGCGGUGGGGGUGGGCAUCUCUGGUACAUAUUGGGUGAGGGCCUCUAAGAAAGGAGGCUCCUAGGCCACCUCACCCCCUCCUCCCUUCAGGCCCCCACAUUCUGCAGCCUUAAGGUGAACAUGAGCGCAAGUCCGUGUUAGUGCUGUGGGUACUCGGACUGUGUAUGUGCCUCGGACUGUGUGUCAGUGGGACACAGGCCCUAGGGGUGUGUGUAUGUGCAUUGGAUAUGUGUGUGUGUGUGUGUGUGUGGGCUCGGGCCCCCAUCCUUUGCCCGAGCAUUUUAUCCCAUGAGGGUAGAGGUGCUGACCUAGUGGGAGGAACCCCCCCCCCCAGCCCCGGGAGCCCCUUGCUACCCUCCCCUCCUUUACCCCCCCCCCACAUCUCUGGGUGUUUUGAUCUGGAAUUUAGUUUUCUGUGGUUUUGAUCUCCCCACCCCACCUCCUAUACUAGCCGGUUCAUAGAAAGGCAUCUCGGGGUGGAGUGGGAUUGGUGUGUGUGGGGGUCUUUUUUCCUUUCUGUGUGUGUAUGUUUAUCUGACAAUUCUCCCCCAUCUUCUUUCCUUGUCCCUCGUAUUUGUACGGUACAAGCAAUAAAGAUGCUCUUUUGAGACCAGGGCCCAGCCUGCACUUGUGCUGGCCCGUGACCCUAGGUCUUGCCUUGGUUAUGGA